AUGCUGCAUCGCCGCCGCGUCAGGUGGGUCAGCGGAGAGGUGCGAGUCGAAAGUCUAGAUCGAGUCGCCUUCAGUGGCUUGAAGCAGAUCGCACAUCAGACAGACAUCUGGGAGCCUCGGGUUCAAGUCGGGAAGUUCAAGCUUCGACCCGUGCCAGUUUCCUUCAGCGUGGGCCACUCGCCGUCGAAGACUCUCAAGACGAAGACCAGCCAGGUCCUGGCUGAGCAAGUCUUUGGCCUUGUCCCAGAUGCCAAAAGAGAGGUCGACGAGGGGUCGUCGGCAGACGUGCCCAGUUUGGCAGAACAUCCAGGAGACUUUCUGGAGGUUGUGGGAUCCAGGAUCUCGAGCAAAGCCUUGGUUGACCUGUUGACAGACGGCGAUGCGUCUGAUGCCUUGAAGUCGAGCGUCACUCUGCGAAGGCGGAUUCGACGCAUCAUCUGCAGCGCUUACUUCGAGUGCUGCACGAUGGUCAUGAUUCUCCUCAACUCCCUUCAAAUCGGCAUCCAGAUCGACUUCAUCGCUGCCGCAGAGUCUCGGACGGUGCCCAUCGGCUUUCGUGUCACAGACAUCAUCUUCUGCAUCUUCUUCACUGUUGAAGUAGGCCUCCGUCUUUUCGUUCACCGGUGCCGCUUCUUCACGAUGUACGGUUGUGCCUGGAACAUCAUCGACUUGGUUUUGGUAGUAAUCCAGCUCAUUGAAGAGACAUUGAUUCUUAUCGCGACCGUGACCAGCGUCGGGGGCGACGUCGCAAACGCACCAUUGAUGAGGGUGGUUGGCGUGAUGCGUGGCAUCAAGGUCAUCCGCCUGAUCCGCACUGUCCGCUUUUCGGAGAACCUGCAGCUGAUCGUCAGCUGCCUCGUUUUGUCGCUUCGCACUUUCUUCUGGACCUCAGCUUUCCUCUUCAUUAUGAUCUACAUCAUGGCCAUUGAGCUGACCGGCAUGGUCUAUCAGCACGGUCUGGACAACCCUGGAAGCGCUUCCAUGGAAGAUCUGCAGACCUGGUGGGGGAAUCUGCCCCUGAGCAUGCUGUCGCUUUUCCAAGCCCUCACCGGUGGCAUCGACUGGAACGACUGCAUGAAGCCGCUAAAAGAUCAUGUCUCUCCUGCCUAUGCCUUCUUCUUGGUGCUCUGGAUGGCUUACAGCUCCUGG
Messenger RNA from Symbiodinium necroappetens, 1149 nucleotides. The record is from the annotation of a GenBank genome assembly. NCBI's taxonomy places the organism in Eukaryota, Dinophyceae, Suessiales, Symbiodiniaceae.